UUAUUAAAACACAUUGAACUCUCAUUUUUCUUUCUCUCGUUCUUAACAAUGCAACACUCAAUUAACGCCGCCGCAUCGCAAUCUUCACGCGGCGGCGACACCGCCGAAAGCUCCGAUACAAAAAAAGGAAAGAAACGUGGCAGUUAUAAUUGUGGACGUUGUGGCCUUCCCAAAAAAGGACAUAACUGUAAUAUCAAAACGCCAGUUUCCACCACAACCACCACCACUACGCCGGUAGAUUCAUCUUUAUCUAUCGUUUCUGUACCGUCUGCGGUCUCGGUGAUUCGUCAACCACCGUCGAAUCUCCGGCGAGCGCUUUCGUUUGACGGUCUUGACGAUCGAGGCAGUGGACUUGAUCUGUUGAGGCUUGACGAUAAAGCGUAUGGUGACGGUGACGGUGAUGGAGAUGGUGAUGGCGAUGGAGAUUUGUUGGAUCUGGAACUAGAUCUAGAACCAGAUCUAGAUGUGGAGAUUGAUUCGAGCGGUUUGCCUGGGAAUUUAAGGUGGGAUGUUUUGAGGAGGUUACCGCCGGCGGGAUUGUUAUCGGCGGCGAAGGUGUGUAAGGGAUGGAGGGAGACGGCGAGGAAGCUGUGGAAAGCGACGGAGGAGUUGAAGCUUAGGGUUCCGGUGAAGGUUCAUGUUGGAUUUGUUGCAUCGAUGCUGCAGAAAUGUCCUGGGAUUUUGAGGCUUUCGCUUAGAAUGGAAAGUGAUUUUGAUUCGACUAUGCUGGCUUGCAUUGCAUUUUCAUGCCCCAAUCUGGAGUCUAUGGAGAUCUCUGUCUUUGACACCGCAACCAAUCGGAUCAAUGGGGAUGAACUAGGCCGAUUUGUUGCUGACAAAAGAAACCUCAAAACCCUCAAGAUGGAAGGUUGUUCUAAUCUAGGGGGUUUUGUCCUCUCUUCAUCUAGUUUGUCUACACUUUGGCUAUCAGAUCUGCACUCUCUGUCUAAGAUGGUAUUUAACUGUCCGCAGCUGAGAGAGAUUUCACUUGAAUUUUCUUGCCAAGAAAAUGCCAGCACUGACCUCAUAACUAUGAUUGAAGGAUUGGGAAGAAGUUGCUUGAAAUUGCAAAACAUCCAUAUAGCUUCAAUGCGGCUUUCUCAUGCUGCUGUGCUUGCUCUUACUGCUGCUCAAUUGAGGGGGUUGCGAAUGCUUUCUCUUGUUCUUGGAUCUGAAUUAACCGAUGCAUCUGUUGCUGCAAUUGCCUCAAGCUAUCCAAAUCUAGAGUUGCUUGACCUCAGUGGAUCUGGCAUAAGUGACAGCGGCAUUGGAAUGAUUUGCAACGUAUUCCCUGAAACACUUAAAAGACUUCUCCUUGCUCUUUGCCCUAAUGUGACUUCAAGUGGCAUUCAAUUUGCUACAGCUCAAUUGCCACUUCUUGAACUUAUGGACUGUGGCAUGACCAUAUGUGAUCCUAAUUUCCCAGAUCCAACCACUGUCGAAAAUAAUGGCAAAUCGCUGAAAACAUCCAGUGCAAAUCUACAGCAUAUAAACCAAAAGCUAAUCAUCAAACAUAGCCGUUUAAAGAAACUCAGUUUAUGGGGUUGCACCGGCUUGGAUGCCCUAUACUUAAACUGCCCAGAACUCAAUGAUCUGAAUCUAAAUUCUUGUAGAAAUUUGCAUUCAGAGCGGCUGUUGCUUCAGUGCCCCACUUUGGAAAAUGUUCAUGCAUCAGGUUGUCAGGAUUUGUUAGUCGAGGCUAUCCAAAGUCAGGUCCGCAAUGUUUUUCCUGCUAUAGAUAACCAUUCGCCUUCUAAACGUCUACCUGAUGGCUCCAAAAGGGUUCGGGUUCCUUAUUUACUUAGUGGCGAGUCCCCUGAACCUGAAAAAAAGCGAAGGAGGAUCGAGAGACUUCCGUGUAAUGUGCUUGUGGACUGAUCUCCCUUGAAACUUAUUCUAAUUUUUCUGUAUGGUGAUGAAGGUGGGCUGGAACUUGUUUUAUUUUAUACAUAAGAAUGUGCAAUAUCUUGUAUGUUAUAUUAAAUGUAUUAUCCCUUAGCUACCAAACAGGUAAUAAUUUUUCAAUUUAGGCUCUCAAACUGGUUCCCUAGAUGAAACUGUAUCUCAUCUUAAACAAAUGUUUAUGUUUACAAAUACUCUUGUAUGAACUAUGGUCUAUGGAUGAAUGCCUCAUUUUUAAUGAAAUAAAGUAUUUUAUGAAAA
Messenger RNA from Medicago truncatula (barrel medic), 2163 nucleotides. Its product is annotated as F-box/LRR-repeat protein 17. The transcript has 11 exons. NCBI's taxonomy places the organism in Eukaryota, Viridiplantae, Streptophyta, Magnoliopsida, Fabales, Fabaceae. The record is from RefSeq and is a predicted model, not a curated record. Gene Ontology annotation, molecular function: protein binding. The coding region runs from base 49 to 1878 and encodes 609 amino acids. Gene Ontology annotation, cellular component: cytoplasm.